AAAUUAUGAAGUGUAUGCUCAAAGCAUUCCAUGGUUAAUUCUUGAGAACGACUCUCCUUUGCAACAUGCAGAUGCUGAAAGUUACCUAAUGUUUAUUUCUAAAAUGAUCACUAGUAGUAUUUGUCUUACUCAUUUGGAACUCGGGAAAAUUCAAUCUCUCACUGCUUUUCCCACAAAUGGUAUACCCACUUCAUUGCAGUCCCUUUGGAUUUAUGGUUGUAGCAAGUUAUCCUUCAUGCCUUUCGAAACAUUUCACAAUUAUACAUCACUUAAGAGUCUUCAUAUGUGGGAUAGCUGUGAUUCACUUACAUCAUUUCCACUUGAUGGUUUCCCUGUGCUCCAAACACUUCACAUUGAUGGUUGUAGGAGAGUAUGGAUUCCAUUUUCAUUUUAGAAAGUCCUUCACAUCGGCAGUCAAGUCUUCGAUCACUUCGAAUCGAAUCCCAUAGAUCAAUUGAAUCACUUAAAGUCAAUCUUCGGUUGGACACGCUCACUGGUCUUGAAUAUUUGCACCUGAGUUGUACUGGAGAGUUGUCAUUUUGUGAAGGAGUUUGUCUACCUCCCGAGUUACAAUCAAUUGCUAUUUAUUCUCACAAAACAUCACCUCCUCUAACAGAAUGGAGUCUCCAAGACUUAACCGCUCUUUCAAGCUUGACAAUUCUAGAAUUGGGUGAAAUGGAAAACACCUUGAUGGUCGAUUCGUUGCUCCCGAACUCCCUUGUGUCUCUCACUGUUGGUGAUAAUCUUUCCUUCGAAGGAAAUGGAAUUCGACACCUCUCCUCUCUCCAAAAUCUCGACUUUUAUAAUUGUCGACAUCUCAAGUCAUUGCCAGAAAACUGCCUUCCUUCCUUACUAAAAUCACUUGAAUUUAUUAAUUGUGAAAGGCUAGAGUCAUUACCAGAAGAUAGCAUCCCUACCUCUCUUAAGAAACUGACUAUAGAAGAAUGCCCUUUGUUAGAAGAAAGGUGUGAGAUAUUGGAUCAAACUCUAGUAUGGUCGAAGGGUAGCCUCUAGGUGUGAGAUAUUGUAGUUCGACAGGGUUAAGCAUGGAGUCGAAGGUUGCUCACAUGCAGGUGUCGAAGAGUGCAUGUUGUAGUCGAAGAUGGGUCGAACAUGCAGACGUCGAAGAUGCUAGGGUUGUUAGCAUGUUAAAUUAGGUUUUAGUGUUUAAACCCUAAUUUGUUAAGUUAGCUUGUGUAUUAAGUUGGCUUGUGUAAUGGGCCUUGCUGAAAAAGCCCAUUAGUUAGUAUGUUAGGUUUUUAUUAUAAAUAGCAUACUAGUCUCUCAUCAUUGCUAAGCUGCAAAUCCUAAUUUAGGGUGAGAGAGGUUAUUUGUUAUUCUUGUAAACUUGUAAUCUUGUUUUAAGAGAAAGUAAAAGAAUAACAGUUAUAACCAAUUCUUGUCCUCUUCUUCCUUGUCCUUUAUUCUUCCCUUGCAUUAUACUUUGUUCUUGGUAUUGAAUUCAUAACAAAUUGGUGCGGUGAGCGUGGAGAAGAUGCCUUCAACAAAGUAUGAGAUUGAAAAGUUCCAGGGAGUGAAUGAUUUCGGUCUGUGGCGCUUGAAGAUGAAAGCCCUACUGGUUCAGCAGGGUUGUUUGGAAGCGUUGAAGGGAGAGGCAACCAUGAAUGCAGAAUUGACGGCAGCGGAGAAGACAAAUAUGAUCGAGAAAGCACACAGCGCAAUUUUGUUGAGCCUUGGUGAUAAGGUUCUCAGACAGGUAUC
This is a messenger RNA of Vicia villosa (hairy vetch), 1722 nucleotides long. RefSeq names its product putative disease resistance protein RGA1. The transcript is spliced from 2 exons. NCBI's taxonomy places the organism in Eukaryota, Viridiplantae, Streptophyta, Magnoliopsida, Fabales, Fabaceae. The coding region runs from base 373 to 1014 and encodes 213 amino acids. The record is from RefSeq and is a predicted model, not a curated record.